AGUGGACAAAAUCCACUUGUGAAAUCGCUUCACAAACUUUGCUAUGGUCGUCUUUUCUUUGACUUUAAAAUGAUCGCUAUCCUUCAAAAGGGUUCAAAUUGUAAUUUCAUACCAUCCUCACGUUCCAUGUAAUUUCUUCGUUCUAUUUUAUAAUAUUUCAUCCCCUAUAUAUUUAACUAAACACCAAUCAACAACUGGAAAAACAAUCAAAAUCAACUUACAAACUGUUCUUUUAGUGUGUGUUUUACAAAGAGAGAAAAUGGAGGUAGAGAAAGAAUCAGUGAAACUCAGCCUGAGCAAUGAGCUUACAAAAACAGCUCAAUCUCUAUCCAUGGAAGCCCACAAACAAAACAAACCUUUCAUCACAAACCUCAACAAGAAACCAUCAAUGGAGGUUGCUAUCUUCGCAUUUCCAGGAUCGUGGGAAGUCAGCAACUGGUACCAUGGUGAUCUUUUUGGAGAAACCGAGGUUGAUCGUAAACUCUUCAAGUCCCUGUGCCGGAUCGGAGAGAAUCGACCCGCCAAAGUCAACGCAGCGUUUCUUAAAAGAUUUCAAGAUCUUUUAAACGAUUCCACGUUCAAAUCCGAGAUAGAGAAAGCUGUGAACGCAAACAAGAAGAUUUUAUUCACGGGGCAUUUAUAUGGUGGUGCGACAGCAAGUUUUGCCACACUUUGGAUGCUCGAUGAAUACAUAAAAAAACGCGGUAAAAAACUCCCAAUCGGGUGCGUCACUUUCGGGUCACCUCUGAUUGGUGAUCGGACCCUGUCCCACGCAGUCCGGCGUGAGAAAUGGGCGGGUCAUUUUACCCAUUUUGUCAUGGACCACGACAUUGUUCCUCGCAUGAUGCUAUCUCCUAAGAUAUCAAUUCAACAACAUCUACCUAGCAUUCUCAAAUUCUUCCAACAGAAAGUCAAACCCAUCGAUCAUAAGCGUAAAAAAUCGAGUGCGAGACAACCAAUGGAUGAAGAUCAGUCGAUAGGAGACGCUGAAUGCGUUGAGUUCUUUGAGAAUGUAAUAAUAAAUGCAUCAACAGUUGCAAGUCAUGUUGCAUUUGAGCUCAUGGAACCUACAAAUUCUCUAAUGGAGAAGCUAUCGGUUGACUUUGUAAAAGUCUCUCCGUAUAGACCAUCGGGUUUUUACGUUUUCUGCACUAGCCAUUCUCAACAGUUUCGGGUGGAAAACCCGAACGCUGUUCUACAGUUACUGUUUUAUUUCUUACAGCUAACCGAUGAAAAUCAAAAGCUAGUUGAUUUUGCGUACAAAAGUUUCUCAAAAAGUUUUAGUUACGAAGAAGAAUUGAAGAACGGGUUGCACCUGGAAAACUUGGUCGACCUGAAAGACCUCAACGACAAGUUGUUGACUCCUAACGGUACUGCAGGUGAUGCGGAUCGUACAAGUAACGAAGCUCUGUUUCAACUGAGUACAAGUGCAAGAUGCUGUAUAAUCGCUGCUGAGGAGGCGGAGAACAGGAAGGAAGAAAACCAGAGGGUGAUUGAUAAGUCAUUGAGAAGAGAGCAAUCUGAAUCUCGGACUGAAUCGAAGAUGAUUGGGGAUAUUCUGAGUGAAAUCCGUAACUACAAAGAUACUAAUGUAGAUUACUACGAGGCAUUCAAGCUUCAAAAUGAGAAAGCAGACUUUCAGGCUAAUAUGAACAGGCUAGAGUUGGCUAAGAUAUGGGAUGUGAUUGUUGAAAUGGUGAUGCGGGAGGAUCUUCCGGAUGAAUUUGAGGGGCGGGAGGAUUGGGUGGAGGUGGGGACGGUGUUUAGGCGGCUUGUUGAGCCGCUGGAUAUUGCGAAUUAUUAUCGACAUUUGAAGGGAGAUGGGUAUAUGAAAUAUAGGCCGAAGAGGUAUAAGUUUACACAGAGAUGGUAUGAACAUGCGAAUGGUAUGGAUUUUGAUGAGGUUGUUUGUGAGAGUAGUUUUGUUGCUGAGGUUGAGGAGAUUCAGAAACAGGAUGUGUUUUGGGGAGAAUCUAUCUUGUCUAUGUUGCGGGAAAAAGUAAAAGUCUGA
This is a messenger RNA of Lactuca saligna, 2011 nucleotides long. NCBI's taxonomy places the organism in Eukaryota, Viridiplantae, Streptophyta, Magnoliopsida, Asterales, Asteraceae. The record is from the annotation of a GenBank genome assembly.